Molecule: messenger RNA, 1047 nt
Organism: Dipodomys ordii (Ord's kangaroo rat)
Lineage: Eukaryota; Metazoa; Chordata; Mammalia; Rodentia; Heteromyidae
Product: PRAME family member 12-like
Exons: 1
Coding region: 1-1047 (348 amino acids)
Cellular component (GO): cytoplasm
Source: RefSeq, a predicted model, not a curated record
AUGGAGAACAGAAUCAGAGUUCUGAAUCCUGCAGUCAGUGCCUCAACUUGCUGUGAUUCAGAGAGCCCUGCACACCUGGCCCACAUCUGGUCCAUCAAGAUGAGCACUGGAGCCCCUCCCUCACUCCAGCAUCUGGCCAUGCAGAUUCUGCUGAGCGACCAGGCCCUGGCCAUCUCUGCCCUGGAAGAUCUGCCUCUGCUGCUGUUCCCUUCGCUGUUCAUGGAGGUCUACGCUCAGGGCCACACACAGUCGCUGAAGGCCCUGGUGCAGGCCUGGCCCUUCUCCUGCCUCCCCCUGGGGGACCUGGCAGAGUCUACAGACCGGGAAACCUUCAAGGCUGUCCUGGAUGGGCUCGAUCUGCUACUGGCCAAGAAGGAGCGCCCCAGUCGGUGGAAACUGCAAGUCCUCGACCUGCAGAAGGAGCACCCCAACAUCUGGAUACAGGGCUACCUCUCCAUGGCCAGACUAUCUCGUCCGGAUGUCCUGACUGACAAGCCAAGAGAGAGCCACUGCUCAGGGAUGACUGAAGAGCCUCCCUUGACCAUAGCCAUGGACCUGACCAUCAAAGAUGGCGUCCAGGACGCUCUCCAAGCCCACCUGCUCCAGUGGGUCAGGGAGAGGAGAGAACAAGUCCAGCUCUACUCCAGGAAGCUGCAGAUUCUGUCUGACUCCUUCUCUGAAAUCCAGAAGGCUCUGCUUGUGGUGAGGCUGGACUCCAUCCAGGAACUGGUGGUGAGUGAAUUUGGGCAUCCAGGAAUUAUGAAAGAACUUGCUCCUUACUUGGGUCGAAUGAAGAACCUUCACAUCCUCAACUUCUGCAACAUGGGUGGCGACUUCUACAGUCACCCUCACGAGAAUUUAUGGUAUCCCUGGAUGAUAGGGGAGCAUCUAGGGCAGCUGCAGCAUCUUCAGGAGCUUCAUGUGCAUCACAUUGUCUUGCUUAAUGCAAAUAUACCCGCCAUCAUCAGGAGCCUGCCACCUUUGAAGACCUUGUCUCUGAGUUCAUGUCUGCUGAAGGAAGCGGACCUGAGGUUUCUGUCCCAGUGA